UAUUUUUAUAAUCAGAAAAAAGAAAAAUAGGUCUGUUAGAGAGGUUAAGAACACAACAUAAGAGAUAGUCUAGAACGGAGUGUGAGACUCGCAUCGGAGGAAAAAUGGUACUGAGCGCGACGACGAUCGGAGCCUUACUGGGUUUGGGUACCCAAAUGUAUUCCAACGCUCUCCGCAAACUCCCCUACAUGCGCCAUCCGUGGGAGCACGUUUUGGGAAUGGGAUUGGGCGUUGUGUUCGUGAACCAGCUUCUGAAAUGGGAGGCUCAAGUUGAACAAGACCUCGAUAAGAUGCUCGAAAAAGCUAAGGCUGCAAACGAAAGACGUUACAUAGAUGGAGAUGACGAUUAGUGCAUGUCUUCAAGGAUUGCUACAGUUGGUGAAAAUAAUAAUGUAACACAUUCUAUGUGUUAUCUUUGUUUUAUGGUUUCAUAGUGCUAUGUUUGUAAGGCUGUUGUGCUUUUUCCUGCUAUUCAACCUAUUUUGUCCACAAGCUUCAGCAAGGAGUGAAACUGUUAGAUAAUGUUGUGGGUUUAUGGCUUCAUUAACAGCAUGAAUCAAUUCAAUAACUUCUGAACAGUAUGGAUCAAUUCAAUAACUUCUUUGGUUUAUUAUCACGAUAACUGUGACAUCAAUGAUUCAA
Cicer arietinum (chickpea) is the source of this 642-nucleotide messenger RNA. RefSeq lists its product as uncharacterized. Lineage: Eukaryota; Viridiplantae; Streptophyta; Magnoliopsida; Fabales; Fabaceae. The record is from RefSeq and is a predicted model, not a curated record.